Pocillopora damicornis (cauliflower coral) is the source of this 2095-nucleotide messenger RNA. RefSeq lists its product as uncharacterized. Gene Ontology annotation, cellular component: membrane. Gene Ontology annotation, biological process: sensory perception of taste. The record is from RefSeq and is a predicted model, not a curated record. Lineage: Eukaryota; Metazoa; Cnidaria; Anthozoa; Scleractinia; Pocilloporidae.
AUAGGUACAGAGAAACAGUGGGAGUUAAAAGAAAAGCAAUAUGUUUUUAUAUCAAGGUGGGAGUAAUUGUGUUCAGGGUUCGGCUUUUUAUUAGUUUCGUUCAUCCUUAAAGGAAGACUUUUAAAUCACGAGAUUUGAGGUUUCAUUCAGCAAAGAAAACAGGAAAUGCCAUCUUUAAUUCAAAUACAGCCAACAAACGAUCAAACUUCUAGAGAAGACUCGUCAAACCUGGAACAGAAAGAUAUUGACGAACGGCUCCUCAGAAGAAUUGGUGAAAUAUACAGCCCCGUGCUAAAAGGGAUGAAAUGGUUUGGUUUCUACUUUCGAGAUGCAUCCCUAAGACAUUUGUCCAGUGCGCGUGUAGCAGGGACUGGCAGGAAAAGGAACAUUUUUACAUUGCUCUAUUGUGGUGUAGUACUCGCUGGUCAUUGGUUUAAUUUUGUGAUGGCCUUUACUGACAUCUUCUUUGGAAAAACUGUUUUCGUCUUCAUGAUGUUUAGUGUAUGGUGUCUUUUAAUUGCACUCAAUGGCUUGGUUUGCCUUUAUGUUCUAUGUGUAUCUUUAACGGACACAGGCCACUCUCGAUUUGAAAAUUUCGUUCUUGACUUGAGCGCUUUAAACAUCAGAACAGAUUUAGAAAAAUUGAUGAAAAAAUCAAGAAAAGGAAUGGUUACAUUUUGGAUCUUGUUCAUUAUAUCUGGAAGCGGUGUCUUCUUUGUCAAUUUUUAUCUAAACCUCAAACUGGCAGCUUACAAGCCUUGGAAUGCUUGGUCGGGCUUGAAUAUUUUCUCUGUAUUUUUUCUUUUUAUUGGAACUGCUCAGUGGGUCUUACCAAUUCUGUUUCAUCAUAUCACAUGCGAAAUACUUAAGGCAUUGUUUGAUGAUUUGCAUAAGAGGAUGUCUUCCCGUGUAUCUGCCGUUCCGACGGGUUUUGAGGCAUUCAAGAUGGAGCACCAUAAGCUAUGUGGAGUAGUCGCAUCUGCUGACAAAGUGCUUUCACCUCUACUUCUUGAAAUGGUUGGUCUGUACAUCCCAUUGCUGAUUCUCAAUUUGUACGAGAUAAUCAACUUACCAAGUGGUGCAGAAAAAUAUGAAUUUCUGGCGUCCAAUAUCUUCUGGCUACUAGUUUCAAUUUCUUUCUUAUCAAUGAUAAUGUCAACUGGCUCCAGCAUUUCUGAAAAGAUCAACAGCUUCAAAGGGAUUUUGCAAACUUUCCCCGUUUCAAAGGAGGACGAAGGGAAGUUACUGUUGUUUGUAUUGGAUCUUCAAGAUGAGCCAAAAGGUCUGUCUCUUGGAGGUUGUGUUAUCAUCAACAAAUCACUCUCCUUAACGAUUGUCGGAUUAAUCAUCUCCUACUUCACGGUGCUGUUAUCGUUGCCAAGAUGAUUGCCAGGAUUGAAUAUUUUGCUCUUCAGAUAGGGAUGGGAGCAGAAUCCAACAAAGAGAAUCCUACGCUUGCAUCAAAAGAGACAGUAACACGUUGUUUUAUAGAUGAAAAUUUUUUUAUUUCAAUUUGCCCUUCAGGAAAAUAAAACACGAGAAAACGUUUCAAGAAAAAACAAAUAAAAUAAGGUAAACGAAAUAAUUACAGUGAGCCCACCCACUUGGAUUUGAAUGGAGGCUCCUGUUUGAUUAUCUUUUCACUGCUUCGUCCAGAUGCCUAUAACACGUAUUACUAUUAAGCUUGAAAACUUCACGAACUAAAGUCAAAGUGUUUGUGGCUCGUAUAAUUUUUUUUGCCGUAAAGCAACAAUACGAUAUAACUGUAAAAUAAAUUUAUAUUGAACUCUAAUCACGGCAUGGAUUUUUGACCGAGAUCCAAAUCACACUCUUAAGAUAAUUUAUACCGCUGUUGAGGAGAUUAAACUUAUGUUGGUUUUCCCGUCUCGCAUAUGAAUAUUUAGGGUUUAAAAAGGAUAAAAAAGCAGAAAAAAUGACUUUGGUUUCACAAUUAAGUGAACAAAUUAUUAAACAAGAAAACUGAAUAAAAAAACCUGCACGAGUGUACGUAAUUUCACGUAAUGUCCCACACGAGCUGCAUAUUGUAUUUCGAUUUGUGAAUUUUUAAUUUAAUAAAUCUUGCUCGAUUAGUCGA